AUGGCCAAGAAGAAAGUGAAGAAGAGUCUAUCGUCAAUUACCAAUGACAAGAAUAGAAACAUUAUAAAUCCCAAGUCUUUAAAACCACAACAAACUAGACAAAUAAUCCGAAGAUUUCACGUUUUACAAAAAAAUAAACAUUCAAUAAUAACAAAAUUACAAAAAUCGAACACUUCAAUUGAUUUAGACAAUUAUGAUGAUAUAAAACAGAAUAAAAUAUAUCAAGUAGAAUUCAAUAAUUUCAAAAUAGCGAAAAAACACGCUAAUAAUGAAAUUUAUAAGAUAGAUGUUACCUUAAAUGAAAUUGAAUUAAUUAAAAUCUUAGCUAAAAUAGAUUCAGAAAUAGAGCAAAGAGGUGGAAUAAAAAUUUAUCAAUCAGCAUCAAAUCAAGGUCAAACAAACAAAAGAGGUGGUGAUUCAUCCAAAAAAUUAAUUGAAUGGUUAAAAACUUCAAAAUAUGAAACAAAACUAAAAGAAGAUCUAAAUGCAUUAGAAAUUGGUUGUCUUAGUCCAUAUAAUAACAUAUCAACUAGUAAAAUUUUCAAAUCAAUAAUUAGGAUAGAUUUAAAUUCACAAGAUCCUUUAAUUUUACAACAAAAUUUUAUGGAACGACCAUUACCAACUACCGAAAAUGAAAAAUUUAAUUUAAUUUCAUGUUCAUUGGUUUUAAAUUUUGUACCAUCACAUGAAAAGAGAGGUGAAAUGUUGAUUAGAAUUACAAAAUUUUUAAAAUCACCAAAUAAAGGAAAAUUAAGUUCAUUAUUUUUAGUUUUACCAUUACCUUGUAUUAAAAAUUCAAGAUAUUUUGAUAAUGAUAAAUUAUUGGAGAUUAUGAAUUCUUUAGGGUUUAAACAAAAUUAUAUUUAUGAAGCUAAGAAGGUUGCAUAUUGGUUAUUUGAUUGGAAUGGGAAAGUAUCUAAAAAUAUAAAGUUUAAUAAAAAAGAACUACAUUCUGGUUCUACUAGAAAUAAUUUUUGCAUAACAAUCAAUUAA
Molecule: messenger RNA, 993 nt
Organism: Lodderomyces pseudojiufengensis
Lineage: Eukaryota; Fungi; Ascomycota; Pichiomycetes; Serinales; Debaryomycetaceae
Product: 25S rRNA (adenine2142-N1)-methyltransferase
Exons: 1
Coding region: 1-993 (330 amino acids)
Cellular component (GO): nucleolus
Molecular function (GO): rRNA (adenine) methyltransferase activity
Source: RefSeq, a predicted model, not a curated record